AUGGCGACGGACUUUAGUCGGUUGACAGUCGUUGAACUGCGCCAGGAGCUGAAGCGGCGCAAUCUUUCACAGGCUGGAAAGAAAGCUGAUUUAGUCGACCGCUUGACGACAUUCGAGAGCGAACAAGCAGCCUCCGAACCCGAGGACCAUCCUAUGGAAGAAGCCCACGAGGCGCCCCUAGAGCAAGCUGGGUCGGAAGCCCAGAAUGGCCAGACCGCAGACAUUUCUCAAUCCGGCCAAGAUGCAGUCUCCGCUGUUGACGAGGCGCCGCAAAUUCCGACUAUCAGCGACCAACAGCCCGAGGACGCGCCAACCGCGGUUGGCGGGGCUUCCUCUGCAGAGCAACCUUUACAUCUACCACCCCAAGACCCGCGCUCCGAUGCUGUCACUUCCACGACCACCCCCGCUGAAGCGCCCUCGACAACCGAGAUGGUUACCGACGCUGUGAGCCGCAAGCGCCGGUCACGGAGCCCACCGCCCGAGAACGAGGCUUCAAGGAAACGACUACGACCCGAUGAUGAGCAAACUGGAGUAGGCGGUGCGACUGCUAGCCAGGGAUUGCAUCAGAAAACUCCAGAUCAAGACGUUUUCAAGACCCGCCCGGAACCGACCUUACAAACGGCCCCGGAUAAUGAGCUGGCUUCUGAACAGGCGCCGCAUCACGGCCGAGUAGAUGAGCCCGCCCCGGCUGAAGAACACGAUUGGAGACAGAACCGACAGCAAUCUUACGAGGAGCGGCCAGGUGGCGGCGUCGACGAGCCAAUGGCAGACUACGACAGAGACGUUGCGCCAGCCCAGCAUCCUGCCACGCCUGCCCUUUACAUUAAGAAUUUUAUGAGGCCUUUGAAGGAGCCGGUCCUGCAAGACUACUUGAUCGACCUCGCUGCGCUACCCGGCACCGCGCCCGACCCGGAUUGCCUUGUCCAUUUUUACCUCGACCAGAUUCGCACCCACGCGUUUGUCAGUUUCUCCAGCACCUCAGCCGCAUCCCGGGUCCGGACAGCUUUGCACGGCAUCGUGUGGCCCAACGAGCGUAACAGAAAGGAGCUCUGGGUGGAUUUCAUUCCCGAGGACAAGGCUGUGGAGUGGAGUGAGCGCGAGCAAUCCGCAGAGGGGCGAGCCUCAUCAGGUCGCUGGGAGGUCCGCUACGAGCCGGACGAGGACGGUACCAUCACCGCCAGCCUCGUCAACGCAGAGAUGGAGCCGGUCCGCCGCAACUCUACGAGACAACCUCUCCCCCCGCCGGCAGUCCCUACUGGGCCGUCCCGCAGCUACCCCGGCGUCGAAGGGGCGCCUUUGGGCCCGCGUGGCCGGGGCACAAACCACUACCGACAGGCGCAGGCAUUGCCCGCAGCCUCUCUAGCCGCUGCCAAUGAGCGCGAGCGCAACGAAGACUAUGGCCGAGGCGGUCGAAGCGGUCGAGACGUUCGCGAUGGCCGCGACUAUAGCACCACCCGCGCCAAUCCUCCUCUUCAGUACAAGCCAGCCUCCGAAGAGAUCGCCGAGCGCCGUCUCGGCCACCUGAAGGCGCACAUCACCCGCGACCGCCGCCGCGACCUAGGCCGCCCGGACGAGAUCAACCGAUACACCUUUGAGGACGGUGAUAUCUUUGUCGACCGCGGCAAGGAAGCUUUCAUUGGCAUCCGCCCGCCACACCGCGAGCGCGAGCGUCGCCGGAUGGGCAUUGGCCCUGGACGCGGCGGUAACCGUGGCCCUCCCCGCCGUCGCACACCUUCUCCGCGCCGUGGACCCCGCGACGAUGGUGGUUUCCGCGGUGGUGGUGGUGGCGGCGGCGGUGGUCGUCGGGAUGAUUUUGGCCGUUCAUACCGAGACCGAGACGAUGACCGCCUUGGCCGCUUCCGUGACGAGCCUCCUCGUUCACGCUUUGAUGGCCAGCCUCUCCCUACUUUCUCUGGUGGCGGUGGCAGCCGUGGCGGUAGAUGGGGUGGUGGUGGUGGGGGUCGCCGGGACCGCUGGUGA
Molecule: messenger RNA, 1980 nt
Organism: Dichotomopilus funicola
Lineage: Eukaryota; Fungi; Ascomycota; Sordariomycetes; Sordariales; Chaetomiaceae
Exons: 1
Coding region: 1-1980 (659 amino acids)
Source: RefSeq, a predicted model, not a curated record